CAACAUUGGAAAUCAAUAUAUAUUAAGCACCGUUCAUAAAAAUCUUGAUGUUUGGCCACCAGUUUUAAAAGAGGCCCACCAAGGGUGUAACUCUGUUGCUUGUCACUCGUUUUGUAGCAGUUUGUCCCUUUUGACCCAUAACACAAAUUGUCGCUUUUCCCCAGUCGAAAGCUGUCCUUUGUUGCUCUUUUUUAGAUAGUCUGUCGCCUCUUUUUAAGGAAUGUCGCCUGUCGGUCAUAAUCCCUUUGCAAGCCUCUCAAAAGCUGCCUACAUGUAUACGUUUCUCAUUUUACCAAUAUUUUUUGUUAUGUUGCCUUAGCAACAGUGCUUGACGCAUUAUAUGAGGAGAACACAAUAUGCCGACGGCACAGGAUCAAUCGGCAAAUUAAUACGAGAGUUUGCGAUAGUAUCAAGUGUUAAAAGUGCCUCACGCCUUAAUAAAAGUCAACUCACAACUUCCCUUGCCUUGCCUUGCCGGGCAAAAAGUAAGAAGUUUGAACCGGUACAAAGGUAAGUUAGAAAUUCUACAAAUUAUUUUAUCUUGGGUAAUUUGGUUUAAAUUGGGCUCCCGGAAGCAUUAUCCGUAAUAAUUCUCCAAGCCUUUGAAAUUACGAGAAAAUGCAAAAAAGUGUUAAAUACUUAACUAAGUUAGUUUUUAUUUCUAAAGCGCUAGCGUUUUAUCCAUUAUUUAACAAAUUACGGACAAGAAAUGUAAAAGAAUAUUAUAUAAAUUAGUGCGUUACUUGAGUCAGUAUAUAUGUAUGUGCAUAAUCAAAAAUUUUAAUCGCUUUAAAUUGCUUUAAAAUGAAAUAGACCCUCUGAAUUGCCCUAAAAUAUAAUGGCACAUUUUAACGUGAAGAUAUAAUAGUAUAUUUUGUGCUUUUGCUGCAAAAUUCUCAAUUCACGCAAUAUUUCUUUGAGUGAAUGGGCCAUAUUUAAUUUGUUUUUUGCCAUCUGCUGCAUAUGUAGUUGAAUAAACAUUUGAAAAUUGCUCAAAAGGAGACAUAAUUUUACUGCAGUGUUUGAGUCAAUAUUGAAAAGUACUCGGUAUUAAAUUGUUUUUAGAUUCCUAGUUUCGCCAAUUUUUUUCAUGGACUUUGUGAAAAACUUUAUCUAAAAAUUGAAAAAUUGACAAGGUUAUCUUUACUGGUGGCACAUAUGAAAAACUCUAAAUUAGUACGUUUAAUAAAGCAAGUUUAUAUACCAUUGCCGCCACUUAAAAUUUGAAGAGCCGACUGAGGUAAACUCUCAUUUCUCAACAAUAGGGCCAUUUAUACGGAACAAAAUAAGACGCGACUUACAUAAGACGCGACUUAAGUAAGACGCGAGUUUGUCGUAUAAAAGGUACAAAAUUCUUAUGUAAGACGCGUCUUGGAUAAGACGCGUCUUACAUAAGAACAGGUCUUUUAGCUGUUCUUAUUUAAGUCGCGUCUUAAAUAAGAAAUUUUGGACAAAAAGUCUAACUACACAUGCCAGAAACUUGAAACAACGUAAAAUUUAAUGCGAUCUAUAUUAAAACAAAAACAACCAAAACAACAUUAUAGCUAUAGCAAAUAAAUAAGACCAAAGCCGUAGAGAACCAUUUAUGCGAUAACUCCACUUAUUUAAGUCGCGUCUUAUGUAAGUCGCGACUUAUUUUGUCACGUAUAAAUGGACCUAUUAUUUAGUUGGCUCAGUUAUUUUUUGGCGAAUAUUUAAGUGCCAAACAAACUUUAUGUUGAAUUGUUUUCAGAUGAAAAGCAUUUUACUUGUUGUCCUUUUGCUGAUGUUUCAUUCAUCGCGAGGUCAAAAUUCGACAUACCCUGACUGGGGGCCAACGUAUAACCAAACGUAUAACCAAACGUAUAACCAAAACAAGACCCUAAAUAAGCCCACUCGCCAAAUGCCAUCGAUAACAACAAAUUCAACAGCGGGAAGAGUUAAUUCCACAGUGCUGUUCAACACAUCUUUGGCAACGAAUUUUCCAACUGCUACAGAUUUUUUCUCAACUAACUCCACAACUGUGGCGCAUAACAAUUUUACUGUAACAACUGACUUUAAUGGAACUAAAAGUUACUCUAUCUCCACAACGAAAUCAUCAUCCAGUGAAGUUAUCGAUUCUCCCGCUCAGAAAGAUUCGUCUUCCAGAGGUUCAGGGCCAGACCCUGGAGGUAAUGGAAAACCUACUGCUACCACGCCUGCGCUUAAAACAUCUUCCAGCCAAAUCAACACCACAUCUCAAACUGAAACUGUUGAUGGACAAGAAUCUUGGUCUAACACCUCUCACACACCCUCUCCAUCCCCAUACAGUGGUGAAUUAACCACCCACAAUACCUCUGGUUUCACCCCUUUCCCCAACAUUUCCAGCCAGAUCAACACUACAUCUCAAAUUGACGGACAAAAAUAUUGGUCUAACACCCCACCUACAACAGUCAACCCCCACAAACCCUCUUCCUCCCCAUACACUGGUGAAUCAACCACCUACAACGAUUCCUUUGGUGUUUCCUCUUCCCCCGAUAUUUCAUCUUCCGUGGGUAGUACCGCCUCCCUUCCUCCAGCUACAACCAAGAAGACUUCUACAAUGCCAAACCUAAGUUCGGUCACACGAAGCCAAACGAUGAUGACGUCCAGCUCCGUAGUCUCGCCCGGAGAAAAAUCGCCAGGAGAAAGAUCGCCAGGCUCACGGAACAAGGGAACAUCAAGGAAACAAGAAAACGGCAAUACAAAAAAACACACUGAAGAGAUGAAAACUUCGGGCAAAACCGUCAGCAUGCAUGGAAAAAUUUCAACAAAGGAAGAAACAGCAACCACACCGUCACCAACAACAAAAACAGCGACGACAGCAACAACAGCAGCGGCAGCAGCAACAACAACAGCAACAGCAUCAGCAACAUCAACAAACAUGAAAGACGAAACCAGUUCAACACCUUCCCUCAUGACAAAUUCCUCGCCAAAAAACACUCGUGUAACAAACCCGCCAUCAUCAUCAUCCCAAGAUAAAUUGUCCAGCGCAGCAAGUAAAAUCUCACAAAACUCAUUAAAAAUCCAAGCAAGUCUUUCCACUACAAUAAUCCCCAUGGCAACCACGUCGAAACAAAUGGCGGGGAACUCCGAGAUGACGUAUGUAAUGACGUCAUCCAUGAUUGCGUCAACAAUGACGACGUCACACCCGGUUGCGUCACACACGAUAACAUCAACGGUAAAGCCCGAUUCAACGAAGAUAAUGGCAACGAUGACGUCAUCCAAAUCGUCAUGGCAACCAACUAAAACCUCGACACCUGUGAUGACGUCAUCCGUCUCAUCAAGGAAGCCAUCAGAUACCACGGCAACAAAAAUGACGUCAUCUGGGAUGACAUCGCUUUCUGUGAUAACAUCACUUUCGAGUAAUAUGGUAAGAACGACUUCAGGCAAUGUCACUCUAUGGUCUUCGAAAACACAAGUCGUGGUCGGAUCCUCUCAUUGGAGUUCGCAAAUAACUCCCAAACCAUCAAAGACAGAAUCCAUGACCAGCAGCACCUCUGGUAAGUAGAAGACAGUUAGUUUUAUAAUCUUGAACUGUCUUUGCCAGUGUUGGUAGUGCCAAUAAUAACAAGCUCUCAUUGGUAGGGAUGCUUGCUUGCUUUAUUUGGCUUUAUAAGCAUGACCUUAUUGUAAGGCAUUGCUAAAGCUCUAACAGUAGGACAAUAUAAAUUUACAUAUAAGCAUAUAGAUGCUUUUUGAAAAUGCUGUGCUGAGUGGUUAUAUUAUAAAUGCUUUUUACAUUUGAAUAGUAACAUAUGCAACUACCUGAAAAAUAGAAGGAUAGGAACCGCGCGGGGGGUGGGAAAAUUACAUGAGCUUUUAUACUAAUCUAGUAUAAUACUAGUCUAUCUAUUCCGACGAAGGGCCUUCACUCGAAACCUCGAAAUUCUCCUUCUAUUUUUCAGGUUGUUGCAUCCCUACCAAUGAGAGCUUGUUAUUUUCAUAAUUUUGUAUUGCUCUAUCUAACACCAUAGGUUUUCUCCAGGUAUUCUGGUCUCCUGCUUUCGAAUUCAUAUAGGGCAAUAUUGUUCUCACAUACAGACGACAAACACUGCAGGCUGCCGACUGCUACCAUAGAUGUGUAUGUGAAGUAGAGUGUUGCACAUUAAACCUUACCCAAUUGCCCUCGCAUAUGGUAAACCUUCCUCGCGGGCGGUACCCGCAGCUUUUUUCUAACUCUGAUAUAUCAUAGUUAAUAGAAUAGAUGGUUUGGAAACUCAUUAGAAUAACAAUAUAGCUCAUUAUCUAUGUUAGUCAAUGUUUAUUCAUAAAUCUGGUCUUUCACCGUCACAUGUGUAUUGUAUUUUUGCCCAACUAACCAAUAGCAAUGUCUUUGGAAAGUUACCUAUCCGUGACUUGAACAAUAGGGUAAAAUGAUUGAAAAUUUGCUAUUGGUGGAUUUGGCAAGAACACAAUACACACGUGACGGUGAACGACCAUGUUUAUGAAUAAACGUUGACUAACAUAGAUAAUGAGUUAUAUUGUUAUUCUAAUGAGUUUCCAAACUAUCUAUUAACUAUGGGUAUAUGGCUGUUGCAUAUAAUGACAAGAGAUAUUUUUCAUUCUCCAGAGCCACCUGGAAACUGUACAUGUUCUGAGUGGAAAUAUCCUGAGAACUGUAAUAUGAUGUGUUGUGCUGGAGGUCAGAUUUUCAGGACACCUGCUGCAUGCAUGAUCGGCAGCAUGUCCGUAUCUUAUUCUCAUCAGUUGUGUAACGUGAAACCGCAAGGAAGAAGUUGUGGGAAUGUUACAGAAUGCGCUUGCAAGGGUAAGUAAAACACGCUGCUCUCACAACUAAAACUACAUAGAGCAACCUUUUGAAUUCAGAUAUAACACUAGGUACGAGUCUACGAGAUUGCCUGAGUUUUGUCAUAACAACGCCUUUAUUCUUUUUUUUACAGGUACUCAAUUGUCUUCAUUCUCAUAUCUUGCCACAACUAUGCUAGCCGUAGCAGUGUGGCUCUCGUAAAGACUAAGUCUCUAUAAGAACAAAAUUUCAGCAAUGUUAAUAAUGAAAAUUGUCAAUUUGUAGCGGUAAUUAUAUGUAGAUGUUAAAUGCAGACGCUUGUUCCAAAGAAUUUACAAACGAUCAAGCUUGUUCACGAUUUUUGCUUGCAAGUUUAUGUUUCCCUUAAAUACAAAGUUUACAAGCUGACCUGAAAAUGUUCAACACACUUCGAAGUUUCAACCGAACGCAAUUGAGGUUGUUUGGUUGUCCUUUCAAAAUAAAAACUCAAAGUGAGUUUUGACAUUCAGGGGCAAACUUCAAUUGAAUUAGCUGUAUUAGUAUUUACUGGAAUCAUGUACUAAUCUCCCAUCCGGGGGCCGGUUGUACAAAACUCUUAACUACAUUGUAACCAGUAUUUUGUAGUUAAAUUGUGGUUAACUCUAAAAUACAUGAUUUUGAUUGAUCGCACUAACUGUAGCCAAAGUCUGGUUGACACUAUCAAAGUUUCUGUGAUCACAGUAGGAAUUUUGACUUGGUAAAUUCUAAGUUUUGAAGGAUUUGUAAGAAAUAUUUGAGGGAACUGACUCAGUGUUUAACACUAAGUCAGUUUCCUCAAACAUUUCUUACAAAUCUUUCAAAACUUAGAAUUUACCCAUGCAAAAUUCCUACUGUGAUCACAGAAACUUUGAUACUGUGAACCAGGCUUAACUCCAACUACCUUUUUAUACAACCGCCCCCCGAUGAAGAAAACAUCUUCGUUUGCUCGAAACUUUAAAAUGCUUUUACCAUUUCCGGGUAGGUAAUAGUGGAAUUUAGGCCGCGUUUACACUAUUCUUGGGUUUCACUAAGGCAUUAUGCAGUGAAUCCGCUGACGAAGGGUCAGCCUCAAAUGUAUUGAUGCUUAUGCUGUACUGGAGUGAGAAAAUGAUACGAAAUUCCAUGUAUUUGCCACCAAACACAAGGCUAUACAUAAAACGAACAAUCGACUCACUCUGAUAACUGUGUUUUGUUUUAGAGUUGACCUCCCGUCACUUCUGUGACCUCAUAUGAAACCCAAGAAUACCGGAUAGCUUUUCGUAGUGGCGCGAAAAAGCACCUAUCCGAUACGGAAUGUACAACUUUUAGAAGCUGAGCGAAACAACAUCUCUCCGUUGCAAUAAUUAAUCUGAAAAUAACGUUCCUAAAAUUACGUAUAGGUGUUUUUUUUUACGUCGCUACGGAAUUGGCUAUCCGGUACGUACAACAGCUGUAAUUAGUCACCACAUUGUAAAUAGAUUGUAGAAUAGUUUUAGUAGUAUUGACAAUAAAUUGCGCUUCAUUGCUCUAACAUUGAGAGGUUUUGUUGUCCAUACAUGUCUUGGACUGUUUGUGAUAUGAGUUCAUUGAGUUGUAUGGUUAAAGAAUGUUGCUUGCCAUAACAGAUUUCCAGUAGUGACCGCGCUUGAGAUAACGAAGAAAUCCCAGCAUCUAACUUCUCCAAAUAUACCUGCAGCUUUCCUAU
Paramuricea clavata is the source of this 6449-nucleotide messenger RNA. The record is from the annotation of a GenBank genome assembly. Lineage: Eukaryota; Metazoa; Cnidaria; Anthozoa; Malacalcyonacea; Plexauridae.